UCGAUCUUUCAAAUCUAAUACAUAGCCAUUUUUAGGAGAACACAUUGUUGACCAUGGGUACGGAACGAUCUCAAUAGCAACGGAUACUGGAACUGAAAUACUGAUUGCACUGAAUGGCAGAUCAGAUAUACAUAUCUCUAACACUGAUGAGGAAUAUAGACCAUUCAUUCUUAAUUCCCCUUCGGAAUGGAAAUGCACUUCCAGUCCUGAAUGGUACGAUUAUGUUCUCGCCGGAUGGAAAAGUGUUGUAGAUCGACUAAAGAUUGAUGGUGCUGGUUUUGAUCUUUUAAUGGAAGAUCGACUAAAGAUUGAUGCUGCUGGUUUUGAUCUUUUAAUGGAAGGUUGGAUUCCUUCUUCACUUGGAUUGUCAAGCAGCUCGUCCAUCGUAUGCGCUGCAGUUCUUGCUACCUGGGCGAUUUAUACGGGAAGAAGUUUCGAAGGACUCUCAAGGCAUGGAUAA
Molecule: messenger RNA, 460 nt
Organism: Strongylus vulgaris
Lineage: Eukaryota; Metazoa; Nematoda; Chromadorea; Rhabditida; Strongylidae
Source: the annotation of a GenBank genome assembly